CUGCACGACAGCCCUCUUCGCUCUCGCUCCGAUGCCCACCCUCUCGAACGCGCUGACGCGCUCCCCGGCUUACGGCCCGCACGCAGCCGCCCGCCCGCUCGAGCUCCUGCUCACCGCGACGGGCGGGGGCCGCGACCUCGCCGACUUCUCCAACCGCGUCUGGCGCCACCUGCACCAGCGCCGCAACCUGCCGCCCGACAACCCGCAGCUCCGGAGCUACCAGAGGAACCUGCCCACCCUGGUCGCGGAGCGGGCGCGGCACGUCCUCGCGCUCGUCGCCGCCGCGCAGGCCGAGGGCACUGACGACGGCGCCCCCCACCUCGCCAGCGACGCGUGGCUCGCCGCCCGCCGCUGCUUUGCCUUUCUCGCGCCCGGGGCGGGCAAAAGCCUCUCCAUCGCCCUCGCGAUCGUCCUCUUCCCGCACGCGGCGGCGCCGCCGCCGGGGUGCGGUGUGCCCCCGACGGCGGCGCGGCACCUUAUCGUCUUCCCCUUCUGCACCAACAUCAACGAGCUCCUCGACGAGGGCCUCCGCCUCGAGGAGAGGCCCUGCCGCGAGUGCCGCGCCGCAGCGCAGCAGGCCGACCCCGCCUGCUGCGACGCGUGCCGCAACGAGCUGCACCGCGCCGCGGAGGCGUCGUCGCUCUGCUCGCGGCUCGGCCUCCGCCGCAGCCACGUGAUCGAGCUCGCGCGCCACGUCUACGUCCUCCCUGACCGCUUCAACCCGCGCGAGAACCUGCGCCACCAGCGCGACUUUGAGCAGGCGUGGAUCGUGCUCGCGACGCAAGACAAAGUGGCGCGCGCGUGCGAGGCGGGGCACAUCGGGCCGGCCGACGUCCGCGCGCUCUGGGCCGACGAGGGCGACUACGGCAACAACCCCGACGAGCGGCGCGGCAGCUUCAGCUGGGACAUCAUCCAGCGCACGCUCUGGACCUCGUGGGUCAACCUCUUCUCGGGCACCUGCGCCGAGUGGAUGCGCGACCUGCCCGAGCUGGCGCGGAGCACCGUCCGCUUCACGUACGGCGACCUGUACCGCUCCUACGACGCCUGCCAGCUCACCGUCACGACGCUCUGCGCGCACGGGCUCGUGGUGGGCGGGCGCCGCAUCGGGGACGAGCCGCUCACGGAGGAGGACGUGGACGUCUUCUGCCGCAAACUCCUCAACCAGCACGACGAGUGGCGCAUCCCCACGCAGGGCGUCCUCUUCAACGCCAGCAACUCGGGCGGCGAGGAGGUCUGGCGCCAGCUCUGCGGCAUCGCGGCGCGGCUGCCUCCGUCGCCAGUCACCGGCCGGCCGCUGCGCGUCGCGAUCGCGUACACGCGCCUCUCACGCGCCGAGGACACGGCGCCCUUCCGCAACACGGAGCGCGUCAUCGCCGCCUCCAAAGCGCUCGAGUACGACAUCAUCGUGCUGUCCAACAUCGGCUGCCGCGGCCUCAACAACUCGAUGAUCAUGGUGGGGCUCAACAUGUACCCGCACAACACCAGCGUCGCCUCGCGCAACGAGCAGUGGCAGCGCGUCAACCGGCUCAUCCGGCCGAUCCGGCUCGACCCGCGGCUCGUCGAGCUGGUCGAGCGACUCUACGGCCGAGAGGUGGCCGCCGCGCUGCGCCAGUUCGUGCUGCACCACCGGCUGCACCGCCUCCACCAGCGCGCCGACCUGCUCGAGAUCGACGCCAACUUCGCGGCCAACAACGCCAACCUGCGGCAGUGCAUCGCCGAGCAGGGCGCCGAGGCGGCAGUCACGCUCUCCAGCGAGCGGCUGGUCGACCUGCUGCCCGCCGACGGCGAGGGCGAGGAGGGCGAGGGCUCGCUCGACGGCAGCAGCGUCCUUAGCGAGGAGAGCGGCGGGGAGGAGAGCGAGGAGAGCGGCGAGGAGAGCGAGGAGGAGGGGGAGGAGGCGGCGGCGCUGCGGCGGGAGGAGGAGGAGCGGCGGCGGCGGCAGGAGGAGGAGCAGCAGCUUGCGGCGGUGGCGCGCGAGCGGGAGCGGCGGGAGCGCGCGGCGCGCGCGAGAGAGGCGCGCCAGCAGGCGCAGAUCCGGCGCGACGGGCAGAUGUGGUCCCGCUUCCGGGCGUGGCCGCGGCGGUCGCGGAAAACGGUGACGCUUGACACGCUGGUCGGCUCGAUCCUCAACGCGAUGGACAUCUCCAUCCACGAGCGGCGGCGGGUCGCGACCCUCUUCCAGCGCGCCCUCGCCGCGGGCCCCGCCGUGCUGAGCGAGGCCGGCCUCGGCGGGGGCGGCCCCCUCCUCGCCCCCGGCCGGUCCCUCCUCCGCCUCCACGAGCGGGUUGCCGAGGUGCGCAGCGAGCCCGCCCCGAUCUGUGCCGUCUGCCGCGAGCCGCCGCAGCCCGGCUCGGCCUGCAUCCUGUGCUGCUGCUACGGCGUCAUGUGCGUUGCGUGCCUUGACCGCUGCCCGACCUGCCCGCUCUGCCGCUGCCGCCGUUGCUCCGCCGCCCUCGUCCCGCCAGUCGACGUCCCCUCGCCCCUCCUCGCCAGCCUGCUGGAGCGGCCGCUGCAGCGGCUUCACGCAAGAGGCUUCACGAAAGAGGUUCUCCUCUCGCAGUCGCCGCGCCUCUUCCAGGAGCUGCAGUUCAUGGUCCGGCGCUGGGAGCAAGCGCUGCCGCCACCUCCACUAGACCUCGUCCCGCCCCUCGACACGCCGCCGCCUGCACCGCCACUAGACCCAGUUCUGGCGCCGCUUCCGGCACCGCCGCCGGUCGACGCCCCCUCGCCUCUCCUCGCCGGCUUGCUGGAGCGGCUGCGCCACGCCGCGACCGUCAGCCGCACUUACUCAGGCGGCGGCGUGGGCGCGCACGACCCUGCGUGGGCGGCUCUGCUCGGGCGGUACCGCGAGUUCUUCGAGGCGUCGCCGCGCCUCGCGCCGCUGCUCCAGCCUUACGCCGUCCGCGACACCAAUUUGGCGGCGCUGCCCUGCUGGCCGUACAUCGAGCCGGCGCCCGAGCAGGAGGACCCGGCGCUGCGCGGGCGGCAGGACGAGCCGUGGCCGCUGCAGAGCCCGGGGCGGGGCUUCACGCAGGAGGGCCUCCUCUCGCAGUCGCCGCGCCUCUUCCAGGAGCUGCAGUUCAUGGUCCGGCGCUGGGAGCAAGCGUUGCCGCCGCCGCCGCCGCCCGACCCAACGCCAGUCACGCCGCCUCCGCCGCCGGCGCCAGACUCACCUCCUCCGGCGCCGCGGCGGCCGCCGCUGCCGGCGUCGGCGCUGCGCGGCGCGUCGCUCGACGCCUUCGUGCAGGUGGUGGGCGAGGGCCUAGGCGGGCGGCUCUGGGCCCCCGUCGACCACAGCCUCACUGUGUCUGGCCGGCUGCCGCCUCCGGGCAGGAGCAUGCAGCACCUGCUGCGGGAGGCGGAGGCUGGCCCGCGGCUGCGCGCGGCGUACGAGCUCGCCGUGGCGGCGCUGGAGCGGCUCGGCCACUCGAUUGACCACUCGCUGCCGGCGGUGGUCGACGAGAUCGCAAGCAGCGUGCUCAGCGACGUGAUGUACGACCACGCGCAUCUGCGCCGCCGCCCCGAGCUGCGCGAGCACAUGCUCAGGGGCACGGAGCGGGAGGUGCGGGCGCGGCUGGCGGGGCUGAUCAACGCGAUGCACAGCGGCGGCCUGCCGACCACGCACCGCCGCAUCCGCUUCGACGCGGCGGCGCACGGCGGCGGCGGCGGCGGGCGGGCGGCGGUGGUGCUGCGGCUGCUUGUCUGA
Molecule: messenger RNA, 3706 nt
Organism: Emiliania huxleyi CCMP1516
Lineage: Eukaryota; Haptophyta; Isochrysidales; Noelaerhabdaceae
Exons: 7
Coding region: 32-3706 (1224 amino acids)
Source: RefSeq, a predicted model, not a curated record